Messenger RNA from Aspergillus welwitschiae, 285 nucleotides. RefSeq lists its product as uncharacterized. The coding region runs from base 1 to 285 and encodes 94 amino acids. The transcript has a single exon. The record is from RefSeq and is a predicted model, not a curated record. Lineage: Eukaryota; Fungi; Ascomycota; Eurotiomycetes; Eurotiales; Aspergillaceae.
AUGUAUUCAACUCGAAAUGAAGAUACUUUGGGUUUCCUCUUUCUCUGUCUUUUGUUGUAUCCUUACGGAUAUAUACUGUUCGUGCUUAUGAGCAGGUGCGCGGUUCGUACUAAUGUUGUGGUUGUUAGGAGAAUCCUGUUAAGGCUUCAUAGGCUUGCGUUUGAAGGACUAUCUCACUGGCUCCAUCCACUCUUGGUGGUUGUUCCUGGUAAUUAUAUUCUUUUCACCACGGCAUCUCAGAUGGCUGCGUGGAAAGGCCAGAGAGCCCAAUUAGAUAGUAUAUAA